UCAUUCCGCGGGGUAUAUCCCCGACAGGAUCCGUGGAGGUUUCCGACAAGUGCUACUCGAUCUGCUAUACGGCAGCGGCCGGGACUGCCGGUCGUGGGUCUGCGUCUCGCUGCUCAUCCUCCGAGAGGCUGCAUGCGGAGGGAACUCGCUAGUGCCGAGGUUCCGCGGAGUGCCAAGCGGGUGCUCUUCGCCAGCGGGGACGAGCAUGACCUUCUCUUCCCCGGCUCUUCACCCCCAAGGGCAGCGACCCCAGGAAGAUCCCUAGGUCGCCCUAUAAGGCUACAACACGAUGACGUGGAUCGAAGCGCCGGUGCUCCAAUCCAGUGGAGGGGUGGCGCCGGAGGUGCAGGCCCAAAGCACUACCCAAAAGGAGGCGCCCCAGAUGAGCAACACACGUCGUGUUCCUCCCGCUCAUGGAGGACGCGCUCUCGGUCGCCGGUGGUUUCGUUCUGUCUAUGGCGAUGGGUUGCUUCUUCUUCUCCGUUCGUGUGGUCAGGUUUCAGGAGCGGCUGAGAUCCAUGUUGAGAGAACAUGAAGGUCCCUUAUUUGAUGCUCUCAGAUCAAAAUACCUUGAAAGGUAUUGCGGCUCC
Messenger RNA from Triticum aestivum (bread wheat), 590 nucleotides. RefSeq lists its product as uncharacterized. NCBI's taxonomy places the organism in Eukaryota, Viridiplantae, Streptophyta, Magnoliopsida, Poales, Poaceae. The transcript has 2 exons. Bases 133 to 513 code for a protein of 126 amino acids. The record is from RefSeq and is a predicted model, not a curated record.